This is a messenger RNA of Suillus clintonianus, 1019 nucleotides long. RefSeq lists its product as uncharacterized. The record is from RefSeq and is a predicted model, not a curated record. Lineage: Eukaryota; Fungi; Basidiomycota; Agaricomycetes; Boletales; Suillaceae. The transcript has 4 exons. The coding region runs from base 292 to 900 and encodes 202 amino acids.
UCAAGGUCUUUAUUUAGUCGGCAAGGCCCGAGGAUCGCAUCUCUUCAUGAAUCGUGUCCUCUCCCUCGAUCGACUAAUUCGAUGUAUCUCCAAAGUCUCCUGUAGUCACCUGGAAGAAGGAAUCCGACAUUGCUCCUUCUGCUCACCAUUAUGUUGGCUCUGGCGGAAUCCAAAAAAAGUGUAGUGUGAAUCAGCCGACCGAGCUCCGGCCCGCUUCUAAUCCACUGAUAAGUACUUAAACUUAGUGCCAGUGAUUUCUACCCAGCCUCCUCCUCUCAAUCACCUCUCAUCAUGGCACCCGUCACACAGAUCAUGUACUUCAAGACCUCUUCGUCUUUCCUCCAGGAUCCCUCUCGGUUGAUUACUGAGCUUGCAAACAAAAGCGGAACCAAAAUUGAAGGGCUUACAAAGGCAUACCUUGGGUUCGAGACCGAGGAUCCAAGCAACGCAUUCUGGGUCUUCGAGUGGACUUCCAAGGCUGUACAUGACGCAUAUCGUCAGACAGAGACAUUCAAGGCUACACAAGUAGCUUCUCAACAAGUCUUUGCGAGUAAACCUACCCACACAUAUGCCGGGUUUUCCAACACUAGCCCAAUCUUUUCCGCUCCUGUGACGGAAUUCGUCACUUUCACUCUCAAGAGGGGUGUCAGUAUGACCGCGCUUCAGCCCCUCGUCAAACAACUUCAGGCCAAGCUUCAGGGAACACCAAAGUUCUACGGCUCGAGCUGGGCGCCUGUCGUUGAUAAGCCCAACGUAGUUCACGGCGUGUUGGGAUGGCAGACUGUGCAGGCACACUGGGAUGCUGUAAGCUCAGGUCCCCUCAAGGAGAUCAUUGAUGAAGUGAAGAAGGUUGCUGACAUUUGGCUCGUCCACGCCAAACUGACGCGAUACAAUUUGUGAACUCGAUGAUCGAACGAUCUGUAUUGAACUAAACUUUGUCGUUGUUGUGUAGGAAGAUAUUUUGAAGUCAUAAAAUACGAACAAUCUUGUAUAUUCCCGAGGAAUAUUUUGGCAAACGU